GGCAUCGCUGCCAUGGGAGGAUGGUGCUCACACUGCCUGCCCAGCGAUCCGGGGCAGCCCUGGCCUGAGUUAUUUCGCAGCAGGCAUUCAGGUUUUGUGCUGCUUUUGAUGUGGUGAAUAGGUAAUGAAGAGCUGCAUCAAUGGAUGCUGGCUUUAAAACGUGCAGAGGGCGUCUUGCUGCCUUAGAACGUUGCACAGGAAAAGCAGCAGUGGUUCUUCAGGGACACGCAGCGAUCUGGGGAGAGGGCAGGUUGGUUCCUGCCUGGUGGGUGCUGUGCACUGAGGCUGGAGCCCCAUCCUGCACCGAAGCAGAGUUGGCCCUGGGUUAUUUUCACAAGGUCUGGGUGUGGGGACAUGCGUACGCACCUGGGGAGCUGCGCUGCCUGCAGCUUUGCCAUCUGAGCGCUGCAGUGUUCCAGCAGAGGUUUGCACAGCUCUGCACAGCAGCCAGCGCAUCUCCGGCUGCGCCAGCAUGGAAAAAUGUGCUGCGUUCAAUGGCCUGGGGGAUGCCCGUGGGGAAAGGGUGAUACUCCAGCACUGCAAAACCAUGCUGGUGGCACUCACUGCUGCAAAACGGAUUGGUGAGUGGGACAGAGAGGGCCCCAGCGCCAGGCAGUGGUUUUUGGGCUCCUUUCACUGGAAAGGAGCACCUCUUCUUUAGGAAAGAGGAGUAAUAACAUUGAAGCAGCAGCAGUGUCCUCCCGUGAAUCCGUGUCUAUAAAGCUCCAUCUAGUGUCCAUAUGGGACUGGUGAUGGGACUGGUGCCAUUUGACAUCUUUACAGGCGACAGGGACAGUGGGAUCGUGUGCACCCUCAUCAAAUUUGCAGACGGUGCCGAGCUGAGUGGGGCAGCUGACACAAGAAGGGGAUGGAGCUGUUGGAGCGGGUCCAGAGGAGGGCCAGGAAGACGAUCAGAGGGCUGCAGCACCUCGCCUCCAAGGACAGAGUGAGAGCACUGGGGCUGUUCAGCCUGGGGAAGAGAAGGCUCUGAGGAGAGCUUCUAGCAGCAUUCCAGUUUGGAAAGGGGGUCUAGAGGAAAGCUGUGGGGAACUUGUUAGAAGGGCGGGUAGCGACUGGAUGCAGGGGAAUGGCUUUGAAGUGGGAGAGUGUAGGUUUAGACCAGACACUGGGAAGAGAUUCCUUACUGUGAAGCACUGGGACAGGUUGCCCAGUGAGGUUGUGAAUGCCCCCUCCCUGGAGGCCUUCAAGGCCAGGCUGGAUGGGGCUGUGAGCAGCCUGGUCUCGAGGGAGGUGUCCCUACCUGCAGCAGGGGGUUGGAACGAGGUGAUCUUAGAGGCCCCUUCCGAAACAAACCAUUCUGUCAGUCUGUGAGACUAUAUACAGUUUUUAUUUGAGUUACAAAAAUAAACUGUAUUACUAUGUGACUGAAUAUGGCUUUCAGUUAAGUAUACAUCAUUUCAGCCACAGGAGUCUAUGCAACUAUGUACAGUUUUUCUCUUAAUUACAAAACUAAACUGUACCAUGUAAUAAAACAUUUGAUUAAACACAGAACAUUACAAAUAUGGCACAAACGAGCCAUUUAAAUUUCUGAUAGUGCUUAGAAUUGUGACUGUUUUUGAUGUUUGGUUAUGAGUACAUCAUUUCUGCCAUGGCAGACAUUUUCUUUGGUAUAUGCAGAUGGUGUUCCAGGUACCCUGCCAGGUCUUCCACAGUCACAUCACUGACAUACAUGUGAGCCUCCACAGUACGGGAUGCGGGAGGGCUGCACAGGGCUGUUUCACAGAUGGAUCUGUUAAGCGUGGAUAAGGAAAGGAAAAGUGAGGUUUGGCUGUUGUGUGAGUCAGAGUGAGACGAUGAGGGCAGAGCGAGGCAGUUCUCCCGUGACUUCCCCACAGGCCCCGCAGCGGUGGUUCAGCAGAGGUUCAGCUGUGGCUCUUCUGCCAUGGCUGGCCUCAAAGUGAGGACUGUGUCUGUCCUCUGUGCCGUGUUCUGCUGUAGCACAAACACUGGAACGGACGUGAGUCUUUGGCGUGUGUGACCGGGUUUUGUGUUUUGUGCUGCAGUGCGUAAACGUGGGAGGAUACAGGACAGCAGACCUGGAACGUCCGUGUUGUGAGAGACUGGCCGGUCCUCCUGCAGUCCUCUCACACCUGCAGGGUCAGAACAGGUGAACAGGUAGGUAAAUACGGGACCUGUGCCGUUGCUCACGCAGCUCUGUGGCGUGGCUCAUGGCACCUAACGUGGGUGUUGCUCUUUUCUUUUUGCUUCCAAGACUGAGAGGGCUGUUGGUGUGCAGUCCCUGACAGGAGCAGCGGAAGAGCCUUAAGGAAGCGGGGCUCUCCCAGAAGAGAGAGGCACGCAAACACUGCUGCUGUAAAGGAACCUACCAGGGCCAGUUCACCAACGGCAUGCGGCACGGCUACGGCGUGCGGCAGAGCGUGCCCUACGGCAUGGCUUCGGUGGUGCGCUCCCCGCUGCGCACCUCCCUGUCCUCCCUGCGCAGCGAGCACAGCAAUGGCACGCUGCCGCAGCAGGACUCCCCGGCCGCCCACCCCGAGAGCCUGCCCGCAUCGCCCACCAUCACCCGCGGCGGCUUCGCCCUCAGCCUCUACGCCGACGCCGAGGCCGGCAAGGUGAAGAAGGGGGGUCUGUUCCGCAGGGGCUCCUUGCUGGGGAAGCUGAAGAAGUCCGAGUCCAAGUCGUCGCUGGCCAGCCAGAAGAGCCGCGUCAGCUUCCUCAAGAGCGAGAGCGGGAUCAGCUCGGCCGCCAGCGAUGCCACCUCCACAGCCAGCCUGGGCGAGGGGGCGGAGGGAGAGGAGUACCCCCCCUUUGAGUCCGACAUCGACGCCACCACCACCGAGACCUACAUGGGCGAGUGGAAGAACGACAAGCGCUCGGGCUACGGAGUCAGCGAGCGCUCCAGCGGGCUGAAGUACGAGGGUGAGUGGCUGGACAACCUGCGGCACGGCUACGGCUGCACCACGCUGCCCGACGGCAAGAAGGAGGAGGGCAAAUACCGCCACAACGUCCUCGUCAAGGGCAUGAAGAAGCGCGUCAUACCUCUGAAGAGCGCCAAGAUCCGGCAGAAGGUGGAUCGGAGCGUGGAGGGGGCCCAGAGGGCAGCAGCCAUCGCCAGGCAGAAGUCGGAGAUCGCGGCAUCCAGGACAACUCAUGCCAAAGCCAAGGCUGAAGGCUCUGAGCAGGCAGCUCAGGCAGCUAACAACGAGUCGGGCAUAGCCAGGAUGAUGGCCAGGGAGCUCUCCCCAGACUUCUACCAGCCAGGCCCCGAGUACCAGAAGCGGAGGCUGCUGCAGGAGAUCAUGGAGAACGCAGAGCACGCCGUCAACAUGGAGGAAGCGACACCCCCUCAGCCCAAAGGUGCCCCGCCACCCCCAACACCCCCUGAGAGCCCCCAGCUGCACGAGCAGGACGAGGCCCCCCGCCGACGCAGCCCAGCCCCCAGUCCCGCCGCCACCCCUCCGGAGGCCAAGCGGGCCAAGCCUCAGCAGGACGGAGCCCUGCGGCCCAGCAGUUGGGCUGGGGCGGGUGGCGGUGGGGCCUCCGAUGGCGAAGGCCGUCCGGCCUCGCGGGGCGCAGUGCGGCCGGCCGAGCAGAUGGAGAUCAGGCCGCUGCAGCGCAUGGCGCGUGAGCCCGACGUCGAGCACUACAAGGGCUACCACAGCUACGCCGUCAGGACCUCCCCGGUCUCCCCCACUGCGGACUAUGAGGAGGAGCCGCACUCUGAGCGUGGGCCGCCAUCCCCGGAGCCCCAGAGAGAGCCUCAGCGGCGCGGGGGCACCCCGGUGCCCACACAGGAGCCCGCGGAGAGGCACGCGCCCCAGGCAGAGGCCAAGGCGGAGCAGCCACAUCCCAAGGAGCUGAAGCAGCCCAGGCAGCGGCCCAGCCCCGAGCACAAGGCAGUGAGCAGGAGCGAGCCUGCUGCUGACAGAAAGACUGAGGGCCGGGCGCCAGGCCGGACGGAGCACAAGGCGGGGGCCAAGCGGAGCCCGGCCCCGGCGGUGGCGGUGGCAGCAGCGCAGGACGCAGAGGAGGGUGAUGAGGGACCUAACACAAUUGUGAUCUGCAUGGUCAUCUUACUGAACAUUGGUCUGGCCAUCCUAUUUGUACAUUUUUUGACAUGAGGUCCCCCUCGGACAAGGCGUUGCUGCUCACUGAGACCAUGGACCUUGGUGGGGAUUUAAUCUCAGUCACCUGGAAACACCUAUGAGAAGGACUUGAGAUCCCAAGGUUGCACUGCAAACAUGAACCUUAAGAAAAAGUACCUGAAGAUCCCCUGUUCAGUCUCCCUGCUCCCAGGCUGUGGCUGGCCUCUGCAAUCUACCAAGAAAAAGGCCGAAUUUCUACAACUCAACCUCCUUCUCUUCUUUGUAUAAAAUAGCAGUUGCCUUAAAUUAUUCUCACCAAAGCCAUCAACUGCCCUGUCAUGCCAGGGAUGAGGAAUUUAUCUUUAGCUGUAGGAAAGUGAGUGAGAAGGUCUCAUCCACGCACUGUGUUUUGUAAUUCUCUUGGUUGACUUGGAGAUUUCCCAAAGAGUAUCAUCCACGGCCUGAAAACGCAACAAUGUGCAACAACCAAAAUGACUCCUGAGAGCUGUGCCACGGCUGGGGCUGGACAGCGUCUCCCUCCAUGCUCGUAUGUUAUUCAAAGGGACAAGCAAAAAGUCUUUCCUUUCCCCAUCAUAUGGAGUCGUUUUCCAUGUACGGAGGACUGAGAGGGGGAGCAUGUUGACACUGGGCUUGGUGAAGUGUGACCGGAGCCCUGUCCGUGCCUGCCGACAAGCCAUGGUCGGGGCUGCGGGGUGGGGUGUGAGGGGCUGGCUGGUGUGAGGCUGCUGGUGUGCCCAGGGGUGCUGCGGGUGCAGACAGUGCCCAUUUCAGGGCUGGGCACCAUCCAAGCUCUCUCGUGCCGCCAGCAAUGCUCUGUGUGAAAGCAUCUUGCAGCGGGUGACUUCCCUCUGUAACGGGAAAGGAAAUCAAUGUGCUGAAUUUGCCCCUUUACCCCUUUUUUUUUCUUUUUUCCCUAUGAAAAUGGUGCGAGUUACAAUUGAAAGGAGGUACUUACUGAACAAUACCCCUGUAUACCCACAGGUUCCUCCUCCUCCUCCUCGUAGUGCUGAGCUGUGAGGGGGCUCCAGUGCUGCUUUUUCACCGAAACAAAGCGGACAGCCUUUCCCAGCAGAGCGUGCAGGGUGGCUGUUGUGGGAGAGGUGAGGUUAUUCCUGAAAGGAGAAAGGUGCAGAGACCCGAGUGACUCCAGUGUGUUUGGGCAUUGCGCUCAAAACUAUGCAGCAGCCAGCCUUUCAGCAACGGUAGAGCACAGAGGGGCAAUAGAGCUGUUGUUCUGUGUGCCAGGCUUAGAGGCCUGGACAGUUUGCAGCAAUUCUUCCCAAGGCUGCAAUAGAGAAGUGACCUUUGGAAGGAGAUGUUGCCACUGUGAUCUGCUCUGAUCCUUAGCAGUGUGAGCUUAGAAAGUCGGCACAGAUGAAGUUACAGUUUAGUGUGAGGCUGAGUGCUUGGACAUGUUUCUUCCUUCUUUUAAGAGCAAUAUGUAUUUUGUAUCUAUUUUUAAGUUAAUCGGAAAUGUUAUUUAUAGUCGGUUGUGCACCUCUGUGUAUUCUGAAGUCUCACAGCACAGGACUGGGUGGGAAAACCUGAGAGACUGGAAAGAACGUGGAAGCGAUGGUCGAGGGGAAAAACAGAUGGCCAGUCUGCUCCAAAGGUCAGUCUGAAAGGCUUUCAGAGGUGAAUGGCAGACAGGCAGGAGUUUACACUGACUGGAGACACAGGGCAAAACCUGCCUAACUUAUGUACUCUAAUUAUGAUAUGAGAGAGUGAGAAUAAUUCAGUACUUUUCUUUGUGAACCAAGUUUGUUUUUUAACCUUAUUCAGCUCAGGAACAUUGCCACAGUAGCAAGUACAUGGUGUUCACUGUGGGAGAAGUGAAUGUGAUCCCUUCCUAAAAGCUAUGUGGCUGUACCAGUCCUGAGAAAGCUGUGCAGCACCAUCUACACUUCCACAGAGCAUAGUUUAGUAGCAAUUUGCUUCUUUCUUUCUUCCUUUUUUUUUUUUUUUUUUUUUCUUUUCUGAAAUAUAAAUGUAUUGCAAACCCCAGGCUCUGCUGCCUUUGGCAUUUUAUCCUUGUUCAUCCUCUCAAUACGUCAGCUGCUUUUAUUAGCUACCGAGACAAUUUCCGUUGAGAGACCUGAGGGGCUUUUAUUUAUCACCAAGCACAAAGAAGGGUCUUUUUUCAACAAUGUUGAGAUUACCCCCCUGCUCGUGCCCCUGUUUUUUAUGCAUGUGAUGUGCACACUGUAAUGUGCUUUCCUCCUUAUUAACAUUCUGAGAACAGUAGGUAGUUUUGCUUUUAUGUGACGUACAAAUAUAUCCGUAUUGCACUGAGAUAUGGAUAUAUAUAUACACAGACAUAUAGCCCCUUAGGGAUUUCGUUUUCUUAGAUGCAAAAUAACAGAUUUACCUCAAUUUGCAUGCUUUCAAAACUGAAUAGGAUAUUGUGUUAUACUUUUCAGGUCUUACGAAGAUGCAGAUAUGUUUCACUCUUCACACAAAAAUACCUUCAUCACAGAUUUUGCAAGCUGUGUACUACAAUCCAUGUACUGCUGUCUGGAGUUUUGUCGGUUGUUCUGCUGGAAUACGUGCAAUAAUAAACAGUUAUCUGCUCACUGUA
Messenger RNA from Gallus gallus (chicken), 6666 nucleotides. RefSeq lists its product as uncharacterized. The transcript has 6 exons. The record is from RefSeq and is a predicted model, not a curated record. Lineage: Eukaryota; Metazoa; Chordata; Aves; Galliformes; Phasianidae. The coding region runs from base 2370 to 4103 and encodes 577 amino acids. Gene Ontology annotation, cellular component: junctional membrane complex; endoplasmic reticulum membrane; plasma membrane.